GCGGAGCCUUUCGGAGAAUGACGCCGGUGGGAGAGCGUUGGCGAGUUUCCUCUUGAUUCCGGUCGCUCCACAUACCGGGGAACAUCGCUCGACCGAAAAAAUGAAUUUGAAGGCUUUCGAUCUCAUCCCUGUCUCUGACAGUUUACGAGGAAUAGAGGGCCGUUCCCUGUUGAUUAGCAGUUUGGACAUGUGUGGAUCGAACCUCUUCAUCGGCUCUACAGAUGGGACCGUUUGUCGCUACUCGAUGACUUUCACCGACGUCGGCUUCGAUUGCCGACUUCCGACGGUGGACAAGCAGGUCGCGAAUUAUGCCGUCGCACCGGGGAAGUCCAUCAUGAAGCUACAUGCUCUAUCCGCCAUAAACCGGCUCGUUGCGCUCUCGAAUGAAGGGACCCUCUCUAUACACGACAUGUGGCAUCUCGAGCCUACGAAAGAUCGCCUGCGAAGCUUGACUACGAUGUGCUUGAACCCGAACCCGAUUCUGAGCAGUGCCGGAGAUGCCCUGUCUGCGCACCUUUGCGUGGCCAAAAAGAAACAAAUCCAGCUUUAUAAGCUCACCGAAGAACGACUCGUUCACCACAAGGAUUUCAAUGCCAAGGACACAGUCGUAGUUCUCGCAAUGGAAGGCAACACGAUUUGCUACGCAACGCCUUCGUGCUACUUCGUCUUCGACGUCACAUCGAAUCUUCAUCAAGAGGUCACAAGCUACUCAGCUGAGAGCGCUCCUCCACUAAUCAAACUCAUUCAGGGUUGCGAGUUUCUCGUCGCCGGACCCUCGAAUUUGGGAAUUUUCGCCUCGGGAGACGGCCACGCCACAAGACCACCGCUGCCAUUUAGUCAAGCAGUUACAAGUUGCGCCUAUUACCACCCCUAUGUCCUCUGUAUUAACGAGGACAGUGUGGUGGUUUACAGCAUAUUCGACCAGGAACCGAAGCAAACUAUAAGUUUCCCGGGCGGAGCAUGCUUGAACAACUUUGAGGGCAAAUUGAUGCUCUGUACGCAAGACAUCAUUUUUACCCUUCAUCCGGUCCCGUGGGACCAACAAGUGACGGAACUCCUCAAACAGAAGAAAGUUUCCGAAGCAUUAGAGUUGGCGAAAUACGCUCACAAAACUAGUCUCACGGCAGAGGAGCAGCGUGAAAUUAUAGCGCGAGUGAAACAGCAAGCCGGAUUCAUCCAACUGUCGGAAUUGAACUUCUCCGAUGCAGGACAGUUACUCGAAGAAGGCGCCGCUGACGCACGAGCCGUUAUCUCGCUGUUUUCCGCCGUUGCCUCCGAAAAGUAUUCAGUCAGAGAUCCUUUCAAUACUCCAACUAUCGAGUCGGCCUGCAGCUCCAACCCCGACAUGCGUAAGAACGCCUACCAGUUCCUAACGAACUAUCUCGAAGGGGCUCGGCAUUCCGUCCCGGAUGAGCAGAGGCAGGCCGUGGACACCGCGCUGAUCAAACUCUACGCGCUGAGGUCGAAGGCAGUGGAGGACAGCGACAUUCUCACCUCCAAGCUGCUUGAAAUGAUCGAAGAUAAUGAAACCGUCUGCGACAUUCAGGAGUGCGGAGAAUUUCUAGCGGAAAAGCUCAAACUCUACCACUACAACGCUCUUCUCAACUUCUCGCAGGGCCUUCAUAAACGUGGUCUGGAGGUCUGGGAGAAAUUAGUCAGAGAAGAACUAGUCGACCACAGUAUGGAGGAUUACGCACUUCUGAUGAUCGAUACGUUAAAGCGUCUCAGUGACAUCGAUCUUGUUCUGAAAAUUUCCAAGUGCGUCUUGGACAAGAAUCAGUCCAGUGGAGUCAGGAUUUUCAUAGAGAGAUCGAAGCCGAUCGACGACGAGGUCGUUCUGUCCGCCUUGCUCAAGUAUCCAUUAGCCACAAUGGAGUACCUGGAGCACCUGGUUCUGGAUCGGAAGACGCAGGAAGUCGCGUAUCACACGCAACUCGCCAACAUAUACCUGUCACACGUUUUGGAUUCCACCGCGGACGGCGUGACGCCCCGGGACUACCGGACGAAACUCCAGACAUUCUUGAGAGCCUCUGAUUUCUAUCUGCCUGAGAAAAUUUUGGAAUUAUGCACUGCCAACAAUCUCCACCCUGAGAGGGCUAUUCUUUACGAGAAACUCGAGCGGCACGAUGAAGCCCUGCUCGUAUUCGUCAACGAUCUGGGCGAUAUCGACUCUGCGAAAGACUACUGUCAGCGAAUAAGUACAAUCCAUCUGGAUCACGCCCUGAAAUGUCGACUCUACGGAACUCUUCUUAACAUUCUCAUGAACCCUGCAGCGAACUGUGAUAGCAAAGACGAGUUCCUCGAAGCGGCGAUCUCCUUGCUGAACGAUGAUGAUUCGGACUUCAAUAUGGACGAGGUUCUACGAGUUGUACCUAUCAACUGGCAGGUCACUUCGCUGGUCGAAUUUAUUACCAAAGGUCUGCGUAACUCACAUCAUAGACUGGGAAUGCUCCAAAUCAGAACAGCUCUCACGAAGUUGGAGAAUCUUCACGCACGUCAAAAGAAAAUCGCAGUGGAUUCCUUGCAUUUUCUAGUCAGAGAGAACAGAAUUUGCAGUGUUUGCAGUCGACCCCUUCUCUCUCCAGCUUUCGUGAGGUACCCGGACGGAACGCUAGUGCACUGCCACUGUUUCAAAUCGCAGAGACUGAUGCACAGCUGAAGUGCGCGUGGGCUCGCGGCCGCACCCGAACUGACUUGACGAUGUUCAGAUGAAUUUGAUUAAGUUAUGUGUAUUAAAAGAGGAUUUUAGUUGGUUACAUCUCAUUCCGAAUGUACCCCGCGAUAUAAUUGUUGAUGAAGCUUAUGCAACGGACUGAUUUAUGAGAACACAAGAAACUAGAACGUUAUAUCAGCUC
Galendromus occidentalis (western predatory mite) is the source of this 2855-nucleotide messenger RNA. Its product is annotated as transforming growth factor-beta receptor-associated protein 1. Gene Ontology annotation, biological process: vesicle-mediated transport; autophagy; intracellular protein transport. Bases 101 to 2659 code for a protein of 852 amino acids. The transcript has 11 exons. Gene Ontology annotation, molecular function: protein binding. Gene Ontology annotation, cellular component: membrane; cytoplasm. The record is from RefSeq and is a predicted model, not a curated record. NCBI's taxonomy places the organism in Eukaryota, Metazoa, Arthropoda, Arachnida, Mesostigmata, Phytoseiidae.